ACCUCUGCGGUGACCGCCUGGUGGCGGCCUUGACCCCCCCCACCCCCACCCCAAGCCGGAGACUGAAGCCAGGGUGCUCGCGCUGAGUGACAGCCCCAGCAUUUUAAAUUUUAUUUUGAGAUAGUGUCUAAGUCGCCCAGGCUGGGCUUGAUCUUAGGCUCUUUAUGCCUCGUCUCCCCAGAGUGCUGGGAUUACAGUCUCCAGAUAUCUGUUUAGCAAACUUGGCUAAAAGAAAUACUAUUGAUGACUACCUUGGGGACAUAUAUAUUGCACACCUUACACUGACAAGAGCAGAGAGGUAGAUCCUAAAUGUGGUGCCAUUGCCCAGUGAUAUAUUUCAUCCUAAGUAUUGGAAGUAUUCAUGGUGUCUUUGGACAUCAAAACCCUGAAGCAAAUAUGAAUAUUAGCCAAAUAAUUUCCUACUGGGGCUAUCCUGAUGAAGAGUAUAAUAUUGUGACUGAAGAUGGCUAUAUCCUUUGCCUUUAUAGAAUUCCUUACGGGAAGACAAACAAUAAUAAUUCAGCAAGGAGGCUUGUUGUGUACUUGCAACAUGGUUUGCUUGCAUCUGCCAGCAACUGGAUUUCCAAUCUUCCCAACAACAGCCUGGGCUUCGUCCUGGCAGAUGCUGGUUAUGAUGUGUGGAUGGGGAACAGCAGAGGAAACACCUGGUCUCGGAAGCACGUGUACUUAGAAACAGAUUCUCAAGAAUUCUGGGCUUUCAGUUUCGAUGAGAUGGCUAAAUAUGACCUUCCAGCUUCAAUUGAUUUCAUUGUGAAACAAACUGGACAAAAAGAAAUAUUUUAUGUAGGCCAUUCACAGGGCACUACUAUUGCUUUUAUAGCAUUUUCUACGAUUCCAAAGAUAGCUGAAAGAAUCAAAGUAUUUUUUGCUUUAGCACCAGUUUUUUCUGUUGAGCACACAAAAUGCCCUUUAAUUAAAAUGGCAUACAAGCUGAAGUCAGUAAUCAAGGCUUUUUCUGGCAAUAAAGACUUCCUACCUAAGACUUCACUUAACAAUUUUAUUGGUUCAAAACUCUGUUCAUCACAUAGUUUUAAUAAAAUUUGCCUCCACACUUUGUUUAGGAUAUUUGGAUAUGACCCAGACAACUUAAAUAUGAGUCGUUUGGAUGUAUAUUUCUCACAUGACCCAUCAGGAACAUCUGUCCAAAAUAUAUUCCACUGGAGUCAGCUUCUAUAUUCUACUCACUUGAAAGCUUUUGACUGGGGAAGUCCUCAUCUUAACUUGAUUCAUUUCAAUCAGACAACUUCUCCAUGGUACAGCAUAGCAAAUAUGACUGUGCCAACUGCAACCUGGAGUGGUGAGAGGGACUUGUUGGCUGAUCCUGAAGAUGUUAAAAUCUUGCAAUCUGAAAUAAAAAAUCUCAUUUACCAUAAGACUAUUUCUUACUACAACCAUAUAGACUUUUUGUUUGGAUUAGAUGUCUAUCAUCAAGUUUAUUACGAAAUCAUUAAUAUUAUUCAAGAAAAUCUAUAAAGAACCAUGGUACUCUGCAUUUAUAGACCUGUGCUAUUCCUAUUAAAAAUUCAAUUGUAUCUUAUUACUAUGUAAAUUUUCUCAUAUAUUUAAAUAAAAUGUUCAA
Molecule: messenger RNA, 1600 nt
Organism: Cavia porcellus (domestic guinea pig)
Lineage: Eukaryota; Metazoa; Chordata; Mammalia; Rodentia; Caviidae
Gene: Lipj
Product: lipase family member J
Exons: 11
Coding region: 310-1494 (394 amino acids)
Biological process (GO): lipid metabolic process
Molecular function (GO): hydrolase activity, acting on ester bonds
Source: RefSeq, a predicted model, not a curated record